Molecule: messenger RNA, 3436 nt
Organism: Cuculus canorus (common cuckoo)
Lineage: Eukaryota; Metazoa; Chordata; Aves; Cuculiformes; Cuculidae
Gene: HSPA4
Product: heat shock protein family A (Hsp70) member 4
Exons: 19
Coding region: 117-2633 (838 amino acids)
Biological process (GO): protein folding
Cellular component (GO): cytosol; nucleus
Molecular function (GO): ATP binding; ATP-dependent protein folding chaperone
Source: RefSeq, a predicted model, not a curated record
UUCCCCCCCCUCACCCCCUGGGCGCUCGGCGGCCUCGCCGGGAUCCUUCGAGAAUCCCCGCCCCUCGCGCAUUUAACCGGGCCGCGCCGCCACUCCGCCACCCCCCGUCCUCAGCCAUGUCGGUGGUGGGCAUCGAUUUGGGUUUCCAGAGCUGCUACGUGGCCGUGGCCCGCGGCGGCGGCAUCGAGACGAUCGCCAAUGAGUACAGCGACCGCUGCACGCCAUCAUGUAUCGCCUUUGGACCUAAGAAUCGCUCGAUUGGUGCUGCUGCUAAGAGCCAGGUUAUUUCAAAUGCAAAGAAUACAGUACAAAGUUUUAAAAGAUUUCAUGGUCGUGCAUUCUCAGAUCCCUUUGUUCAAGCUGAAAAAGAAAGCCUUGCGUAUGAACUUGUCCAGCUGCCAACAGGCUCAACUGGCAUCAAGGCCAUGUAUAUGGAAGAAGAAAGAAACUUUACUAUUGAGCAGGUGACAGGAAUGCUUCUUACCAAAUUAAAAGAGACCGCUGAGAAUGCACUUAAGAAGCCUGUAGUCGACUGUGUGGUUUCGGUUCCUUGCUUCUACACAGAUGCAGAAAGGAGAUCUGUGUUGGAUGCUACACAGAUUGCUGGUCUCAACUGUUUGAGACUAAUAAAUGAAACAACCGCAGUUGCCCUUGCAUAUGGAAUCUAUAAGCAAGACCUGCCUGCUUUGGAAGAGAAGCCACGGAAUGUUGUUUUUGUGGAUAUGGGGCAUUCUGCAUAUCAAGUUUCUGUUUGUGCAUUCAACAAAGGAAAACUGAAAGUUCUUGCUACAUCAUUUGAUACAACCCUGGGAGGCAGGAAGUUUGAUGAAGUGUUAGUUGACUACUUUUGUGAAGAAUUCGGAAAAAAAUACAAACUAGACAUAAAGUCAAAGAUCAGAGCGUUGUUGAGGCUGUACCAGGAAUGUGAAAAACUGAAAAAACUGAUGAGCGCGAAUGCCUCUGAUCUCCCGCUGAACAUAGAAUGCUUCAUGAACGACAUAGAUGUCUCUGGAACAAUGAACAGAAGCAAAUUUUUAGAGAUGUGUGAUGGGCUCCUCGCAAGAGUGGAACCACCUCUCCGCAGCGUGCUGGAGCAAGCCAAGUUAAAGAAGGAGGAUAUCUAUGCAGUAGAGAUAGUUGGUGGUACCACAAGAAUCCCUGCUGUGAAAGAGAAGAUCAGUAAAUUUUUUGGCAAAGAAGUCAGCACAACUUUGAAUGCAGAUGAGGCUGUGGCACGAGGCUGUGCGCUGCAGUGUGCUAUUUUAUCCCCAGCUUUCAAAGUGAGAGAAUUUUCUAUCACAGAUUUGAUACCCUAUCCUAUUUCUUUACGAUGGAAUUCACCAGCAGAGGAAGGGUUAAGUGAAUGUGAGGUCUUUCCCAAGAACCAUGCUGCUCCAUUUUCUAAGGUCCUCACGUUCUACAGGAAGGAACCUUUUACUCUCGAGGCGUACUACAGUUUUCCCAAGGAGUUGCCUUACCCAGACCCUGCUAUAGCUCACUUCUUGGUUCAGAAGGUCACUCCUCAAACAGAUGGAUCCAGUUCAAAAGUGAAAGUCAAAGUUAGAGUAAAUAUCCAUGGUAUCUUCAGUGUUUCAAGUGCAUCUUUAGUGGAGGUUCAUAAAUCUGAUGAGAACGAAGAGCCUAUGGAAACAGAUCAGCAUGCAAAGGAGGAAGAGAAGAUGCAAGUAGACCAGGAAGAGCAACAGAAGACUGAAGAACAACAGCCUGCCCAACCAGAAAGUAAGGCAGAGUCUGAGGAAAUGGAGACGUCUCAGGCUGACUCAAAAGACAAGAAAGUGGAUCAGCCGCCCCAGGCCAAGAAGGCUAAAGUGAAGACAACUACAGUGGACCUUCCCAUCGAGAAUCAGUUGGUGUGGCAGAUAGGCAAAGACAUGCUGAACUUAUUCAUUGAGAAUGAGGGGAAAAUGAUAAUGCAGGAUAAGCUAGAGAAGGAGAGGAAUGAUGCCAAGAAUGCAGUGGAAGAAUAUGUUUAUGACAUGAGAGACAAACUCUGCAGUAUUUAUGAGAAAUUCGUUAGUGAAGAUGAUCGGAAUAGUUUCACGCUGAAGCUGGAAGAUACGGAGAACUGGCUUUACGAGGAUGGUGAAGACCAACCCAAACAGAUUUAUAUUGAUAAGCUGGCAGAAUUGAAGACGCUGGGUCAGCCUAUUCAGGCAAGAUUUCAAGAAUCGGAGGAAAGGCCAAAAGCGUUUGAGGACUUAGGGAGGCAAAUCCAACAGUACAUGAAAACUGUUCAUGCCUUCAAAGCAAAGGAUGAACAGUAUGACCACCUAGAUGAAGCAGACGUAGCAAAAGUGGAGAACAGUGCGAGUGAAGCUCUGGAGUGGAUGAACAACAAACUUAAUCUUCAGAACAAGAGGAGUCUUACACUCGACCCAGUUAUAAAAGCCAAGGACAUACAAGCUAAAACUAAAGAGCUGACAAGUAUUUGUAAUCCUAUAGUCACAAAACCAAAACCGAAAGUGGAGCUCCCAAAGGAGGAGCAGAAACCGACUGAACCGAAUGGACCAGUGGAAGGGCAGGGGGCAGCUGGCGAUGGGGCCCAGGCCGCUGAGCAGAAUGCGGCCCCAGCAGCCACCGAGAAGAAGCUUCCUGAGAUGGAUAUUGACUGAACAGCAGCGCUUGUUUAUACUACUGCAAAAGACAAUAAAGCUUUAAGUUGUCAACUUCUUAUGGUCUGAAUACAGAUUGGAGCAAGCGAAUACCACAGCACUCUUAGGAAUUCGUGGAGAGGUCAGUGCAUCAAGUUGGGACACUUAGGUAGCCAACUCCUUGGUCAGAGAGGCAGUAUUCUUGCAGCAGCGACUGUUUUUAGAAGUGUUGGUACUCUUCCUAGGCCUACAGAACCCGCCCUCGGCUCAUAGAUUCAUAAAGCAGCGGGUGGUGGCAUCACUAAGUUAUUCCUUGGCUUACCUUACAUGGUGGAUGGGCAGCCCAGGCUCGGUUCUUUUAUUUGACAUGUACAAUGGCAACUGUACGCUCCGGCUGGACCAUGAAUGUGCUCUUAGACACACAAGUGUGUUCCGAGCAAACUCCCUGGCUCAUUAGACCAUGUAAACUUCUGUCUCAGUUAAAUGAGCUGCUUGUAGAAAGAAUGAAUAGUGGUAUUCCAGCUAUCUACACCGACAGUCAAUUCUGACUUGUUCCCAACUCUUCCUGAGGGAGUGUGCUUGCUUCCACGAGGCCUUUGUUUGGGACGUGGGAUGGUUUGUAUUGUUUUGUUGGUUUUUUUUUUUCCCCCAGGAAAAGAAAAGACCUGAUGCAUUUGGCAUUUAUUUUUUUCUAUGAGCUUUAUACAAUGAGUUGCUUCUAUUUCCAAUUGUUAUUAAACCUGCAGACAUUAAUUUGUAUGUGUUGAAAUCCAAAGCUGGAACACCCGUUCAGAUAUUGCAAGAAAUAAAUGCACUGGAUUCUA